AUGUCUUCCCAGGCUACUAGAGACUCAUUCAGUACACCAAAUGAUAAGCCACAGAGCAAAAGACGUCGAGUCUCCUUGGCGUGCUCUGCUUGCAGGGCACGGAAGUCACGUUGUGAUGGGGUGCGACCAAAGUGUUCUGCCUGUGAGGAGCUAAACUUUGAAUGUGUGUAUACACAAUCCUCCUCGACAUCCAACGUUAUAGUGGGCAAGGAGUAUCUGGGCUUGCUCGAGGAUAGAUUAAAGGCCGUUGAAGACAGUCUUGCGGCUGUAAAAGCUCAACAAGCAAGGCCGCAGCGGCAAAUCCGAUUUGAUGACGAAGAAACUGGACUCACCAAUCCGCCCGACGCUGUGCCUGGAACCAGGCAACUAAAUCAACAAGGAAAUGGCGUAGAUUUAGACGAUGAUGAAUCCCAGGACUCCCCUGAUAUUAUCGAUGAAACUGACGGCAUGGGUGCGGUAACUUUCAGCGCCGAGGAAUAUUGCGGCUUCUUUGGUCCAUCGUCGAACAUCUCCUUCACCCGUCAUAUAUCCCGGGCAGUCGCUCGAUUUUCUCAUAUCGCCGAACCAAUUUUCACUCCAGAUAAUUUCGAGGAGCGCGGAUUCCAGCUCAACAGUGGCGUUGUCAGCGUGUCUCAACCAUCAUCUCCACCUGGUCGCGAUAUGAGGCGGCAAAACUAUGGUCUUGACCCAGGUCAUAUCAAUAUAUACGCGUUACCGUCAGAGACAAAAGCGCGUCAGCUUUUAGCACAAUAUUUCUCCGACACGGGAUUUCUAUUCCCCUAUUUGCAUGAAGAGACAUUCAUGAAGACCUACGAUGAGAUGCAGAAAAAAAAUAUAACGAAGGUCAGGAGGACAUGGCUGGGAUUGCUCAAUAUUGUGAUGGCGCUUGCAACGAGCACCGCUGUCGAGAAUGGUCUGAAUUCUGAUCAACGGAGUCUUGAGUCUGAUAUCUACUACCAGCGGGCUGUGGUUUUAUGUAACGAGCAAAUAAUGCGUGGGACGAGUCUAGAAGUUGUUCAAUAUCUUCUAGUCAUGGGUCAGUAUCUGCAAGGUACUCAAAGAUCUAUCGAGACUUGGACGAUACACGGACUUGCAGUUAAAGCUGCUCUGCAGCUUGGGCUACACUCAGUUGAAGCUUCUCGACGAUUUUCCCCGCUGGAUCAAGAGAUUCGAAAAAGAACCUGGUACGGGUGUAUUGUCCUGGAUCGUACGUUAAGUAUGACCUUUGGUAGACCUGCAGCCAUUCCCAACGACUAUGUCAAAAUCGGACUCCCCCGCCACAUCCAUGAGGUUAUCGAGCCAUCGUCACCAGCCGAUCCAACGCAAGACUCUCUGGCACGGCUCAGUGUAAAUUUUUUCAAUGCAACGAUUACGCUUUACAAAAUCAUGUGGGAUGUUAUAAAUGCAUCGUAUGGUAGCAAUCUUGGUUGCGACGACUCUACCAACAUCUUUGAUACUGUAUCCCAUCUAUUCAAAAUGGAGCAACAGCUUGUUGAGUGGGAGGCGUCGCUUCCGCCACCUCUGGCGCUCCGUCAAGCAGCCGACGUCUCAGCUGCAAUUCCUUGUUCAGGUGGGAUAUCGCCUUUGCUCGAAAAGUGCCAGAUAAUUCUGACAUUGCGCCAUCAUAAUCUGCGUAUUCUCCUCCACCGUCCCAUUCUGGUAAAGUUUCUGAGUCUGGUGGGAAGAGGUAACUUUGACAUGGAUUUUCAGGAAACCAAUCUCCUUCAACAGUUGGGGGGUAACAGUGUCCGGAUUUGUGUGGAAUCGGCUACUGAAAUCAUAGCUAUCAUUCACACUAUCGUGACCUCUCCCAAUCCUCGCCGGAUGUGGCUCGGAGCUUGGUGGUUUAGUUUAUACUAUGCUUUCAAUGCAGCCCUAGUAAUCUUUGCAGCGUUGAUAUUAUCGCAUGAUCAGACCCUUAAAGCCUCUAUACUGCUGCCAGUAUCGCUACCGGCUACAGGUCUGCAAAAGACGCUUGGGGAUGCGGCAGUGGAUUUACAACUCCUAGACGUCGGCAAUAGGAUGGUUGAGAGAUGCGCAAGGUAUCUGGAACAACUCUCUGGAGAUAAUCAAAAUCUAACGAUCAUAGUAGUUACACCUUCGGCCAUGCCUCCUUUCCCAAGUAGAGGAGGGGAUGAUCCGGCAAACCAAGGGCUUCAACAAAAUUACAACCUAGGGCUAGAUCGGAUAGGGAAAAAUGCCUCACAAGGCUACUCCAGUGGUAUGACGUCGAAUAUGUCACCGCUAGGCAUGGAUUUAGGUGAAUUCAUGUUGGAAGGAGACAUCGAGUUUAUGAAUCAACUGGCUGGCAUGGGCCAACCCAUAGCCAUGGGAAGGAAUAUGAGCACUAGUGGUAAUCUCAGUUCACAAGAUGCACAGAAUUUAGGGAUAGACGAAGCGGCGGGAAUAUGA
Molecule: messenger RNA, 2412 nt
Organism: Venustampulla echinocandica
Lineage: Eukaryota; Fungi; Ascomycota; Leotiomycetes; Helotiales; Pleuroascaceae
Exons: 6
Coding region: 1-2412 (803 amino acids)
Biological process (GO): DNA-templated transcription; positive regulation of transcription from RNA polymerase II promoter by galactose
Cellular component (GO): nucleus
Molecular function (GO): RNA polymerase II cis-regulatory region sequence-specific DNA binding; zinc ion binding; DNA-binding transcription factor activity, RNA polymerase II-specific
Source: RefSeq, a predicted model, not a curated record